AAAGAUUUUUCAGAGAGUCUUCAACUCAUUCACUGAUCUAUAUAUAAUACACAUAUCCCACUCUUUCCAUCAUCAACCAGCAAGCAGCAAUCCAAUAACUUGAAUAUUUUCAUACAUUUGUUCUAAAGCUUCAAAGGAGUUCAAACUUUCAGACAGAAAAAAAAAACAGAAAUGGCUUUAGUGAGAAGUCUAUUGGGCGCAAAGAAGAUUCUUGGCCGAGCAACAGCUUCUACAAGCAAAAGAGUAGCCAUGGCGGCACCACCUAAAGGGUUUCUUGCGGUGUACGUAGGAGAGAGCCAGAAGAUGAGAUAUGUGGUACCAAUCUCAUACUUGAGCCAGCCUUCGUUUCAAGCUCUUCUCAGCAAAUCAGAAGAAGAAUUUGGGUUCGAUCAUCCAAUGGGUGGCUUAACCAUUCCUUGUCCUGAAGAUACUUUCAUCAGCAUAACGUCUCGGCUCCAAUGAUAUGAGUAUUCACCAUUUUGUUCAUAGUAUAUUCAUUGUUUAGAAUUAGAGUUAGACUUUAUUCAUUGUAUAUAGAUGAAUGUUUAAAGAGUUUCUCGAAAAGUUAUAAAAUGAAUUCAGUUUUCAUGCAAUGCAA
This is a messenger RNA of Brassica napus (rape), 598 nucleotides long. Its product is annotated as auxin-responsive protein SAUR21-like. The coding region runs from base 172 to 462 and encodes 96 amino acids. NCBI's taxonomy places the organism in Eukaryota, Viridiplantae, Streptophyta, Magnoliopsida, Brassicales, Brassicaceae. The transcript has a single exon. The record is from RefSeq and is a predicted model, not a curated record. Gene Ontology annotation, biological process: response to auxin.